AUGUCCUCCUCGGGCUCCUCCUUUACCUCGUCGUCGCUCGGUCGCCCGCCAACGUAUGGGCGUACUUACGCCAGUCCAGUUGACUCGACUUGGACCCCGACCUCGGGCAUCUCGACCAUAUCCGCUCCCACAACCGAGGGCUCAGUCACACAAACUUCCACCCUCGACCUCGGCCCUCCCGGCUUCCAAGCAACAAUAAUUCUCUUCCAGGACACCCCCGACGAGCGUGUCGUCUAUCUCGGCCCCUGGGAAGUGGUGGGCUCUGAACAGCGCCGCAUCCUUUGGCAGGGCAGCUACCAGAACGAACUCCUCGAGCACUACCUGCCCUCCGACAUUCCCUCAGAUAUCCACCCCCAUACCCUCCACUCACGCCAUCGCCCCUACUACGACCCCGCGGACAUGGAACGGUAUCUGACCUUUCAGGAACCCCAUCGAAUUCGGUAUACGACGGACGAAGGCGUCUGUAUCCACGACCAGUAUAUAAAGGUUCGGUACGAAUUCACCACGGUCGAAGGCUCUAUCCAGUUUCAGGGCGAUGUCCGCAGAAAAGACCUCGUCGACUUCUACGACGUGGAUGUGAUUUGGACCAAUGUUCAUGGCCGCACUGAUAGUUUUGGGAAAGUCAAGGGCAUUGGAGCCAUCCAACGGCUCAAGCUAUGGAGAGACCGAUAUACGACCUUCCACUCGCUCAGCGUAUGGGCCAAUAAGACCGACGGCCAGUACCGCGAAUACGAGAUACACAACUUCGACGGCGAGGUUCGGGGGCGAGACGAUCGUGCGAAACAGCUCAAACUCAUGGCCCAUGGUCGACGCCGCAGCUCGACUGAUGACCAUCAACACCGCCGUUUCAACCUGGCUCAUCGAAUCCGUCCUCGGGUGAGGACUGGCAGUUCUUCGGAGCCCAGCCCGUCUCAGCAGUCGCUGGACAUACGAUACCUGGCCAUCCAGUUUACCGAACGCCAAGGUGGGGUUAUCCUCGCCAUCAACGCUGGCUCCAGCUCGGUCAAAAUCUCCGUCUUCACAGCCGACAAGGAUGCAUUGCCCCGCCAGAUCGCCGACACUCAGAUCAGCGGCCUCACUGCCCCGCCCGCCCAGCUAACAUAUGUCCGCCUCGGCGAGACGCUCAUCAAGGCCAAGGAGGUCUCUGAUGAGGUCAAAAGCCAGGACGACGCCUUUAAUUUGCUGCUCAACACACUCGUCGACGAUGACGGCCUGCAAGAGAUUCGCUCCAAGGCCGACAUCUCCAUUGCCUGUCAUCGCAUUGUUCACGGCGGCGACUACGACAGGUCUCAGAUCAUAACUCAGGACACAUAUCAUCACCUUGAAGAGCUGAGCGAUUUAGCGCCGCUGCACAACGGCGUUGCGCUUGGCAUCGUGGACACGUGCAUCCGGCUUCUCCCCGACGCUGUCAACGUCGCCUGCUUCGACUCGCAGUUCCAUACUACCCUCCCGCCACACAUCUACACAUAUCCCAUCAACCCCAAAAUUGCAAAGAGCAAUCGCUUGCGCAAGUAUGGUUUCCACGGCAUCAGUUAUGCUUUCAUUACGCGAUCCGUCGCCGAGUUCCUGAACAAGGACGUCGGCUCCCUCAACAUCAUCGCCCUCCACCUCGGUAGCGGCGCGAGUGCGUGUGCCAUCAAGGAAGGCAAGAGCUAUGACACUAGCAUGGGAUUGACUCCGUUGGCGGGUCUCCCCGGUGCCACGCGAAGCGGCAGUGUCGACCCAAGCCUUGUCUUUCACUACGCCAGUGAUGUGGGUAAGCUCUCUCCUGCAUCAACCAAGCACCUCCACAUCUCAGUCGCCGAGGAGAUCCUCAACAAGCAAAGCGGCUGGAAAGCCAUGACGGGCACCACCAACUUCGGCGUUGUCGCCGCUUCCGACGAUCCCGCCUGCCGCCUUGCAUUCGACAUCUUCGUUGACCGCAUCUGCGGCUUCGUUGGCUCGUAUUACAUCACACUUGGUGGCCGCGUCGAUGCCCUGGUCUUCGCUGGCGGCAUUGGCGAGCGCAGCGCCAAACUCCGCGCCGCCGUCGUCGAUCGUCUCGCCUGUCUCGGCUUCACUCUCGACGAGGCCCGCAACGCCAAACCCGUCACCAGCAUCGUCCAGGAUCUUGGUGCUGAGGGAUCCGAACAUGGCAUUCUCGUCUGCCAGACUGAUGAGCAGCUUGAGAUGGCUAGACUGUGCGCUGAGAAGGAGGACUUGUGGGAAUAG
Messenger RNA from Ilyonectria robusta, 2211 nucleotides. RefSeq names its product Acetokinase family-domain-containing protein. Gene Ontology annotation, biological process: phosphorylation; acetate metabolic process. The transcript has 6 exons. Gene Ontology annotation, molecular function: acetate kinase activity. The record is from RefSeq and is a predicted model, not a curated record. Lineage: Eukaryota; Fungi; Ascomycota; Sordariomycetes; Hypocreales; Nectriaceae. The coding region runs from base 1 to 2211 and encodes 736 amino acids.